This is a messenger RNA of Nicotiana tabacum (common tobacco), 2507 nucleotides long. The record is from RefSeq and is a predicted model, not a curated record. Lineage: Eukaryota; Viridiplantae; Streptophyta; Magnoliopsida; Solanales; Solanaceae.
UAUAAUAUAGAUAAAAGAAUUUACUUAUGAAAUUUAAUUGAUCAGAACUAUUAAAUAGUCUAAAUAUAUCAAUAAUAUUUUUCUAAUUGUAAUAUCCGCCAUGUUAGUGUUCAGUUUAGUAACAUUUCCCUAUGGCCACAAAAGAUCAACUUACCUAAACUUAGCCACCCAACAUCCCCUGUUUGGCUUUCCUAUUUCAGAGGAAAUCCAUGCAUUUUCUACGAUAAAAGAAGAUGAGACAAAGUGACUAAUCGACCUCAUUUCCCAUGGUUCUUUCCCUUUUCAUCGUUCCAACAUCACCAUUAUCCUAUUUGCAAUUUAUUGUUUUGUUUCUUGAGAAUAAAACCAUCAAUAAGUAAUAUAUUUUCUAACAGAUGCAUUAGUCCUUUCGAACUCUCCAUUCUAACUUGCUUUUCUUUAACUUCAACAAACAAAUAGAGAUAAAAAAACACAAAAAAAAUAAAGAAUGAAAGGGGGAAAGCUUGUUGCAUUCGGAUUAUCGCUUAUCGUUGUUGUUGGGGUAAUAAUUGCUGUUAUCGUAGGCACUAAUCGUGCCAACGACUCUUCAUCCCAUGAUGACAACGACGAUAAGGUACUCGCUACCACUUCCAAAUCCAUUGCUUCCGUUUGUUCCCAAACGGACUAUAAGAAAGCAUGUGUAAAUAGCCUUAGCUCCAUGGCCAACAACCAAAGUGCCACCCCAAAAGACUUUAUCGAGAAAGCCAUUGAGGUGGCCAUUCAGGAAGUUAGAGCUGGAAUGGAGAGGUCUGCCUCCAUUGGCAAAGCAGAGGCACAUGAUUCCUUGCAAAAGAUGGCCACUGAAGAUUGCAAGGACCUAUUGCAUUUUGCCAUCGAUGAGCUUCAAGCAUCCUUCUCCUCAGUGGGCGACAACGAACUCCAUAAAAUUACUGACAGGGAAACAGAGCUCAAAAACUGGCUCAGUGCUGUCAUCUCUUAUCAACAAACCUGCAUGGAUGGUUUCACUCAGCCAGAACUUAAAAAUGCCAUUUCUACCUCGCUCUUAAAUGCUACACAGCUCACGGAUAAUGUUCUUGCCAUUGUAGCUGCAAUCAGUGAAAUCCUUUCUGCAUUUAAUAUCCCCAUUGGGAACUCGUCUACUAUAUCAGCAACAACAACAACAUCCCGACUAUUGCUUGAAGCUAAUAACGAUGAUGAGGAGGCGGUCCACAAUACAGAGAAUGGAUUUCCUUCAUGGCUUCCGAGUGGUGAUAGGAAACUAUUGGGUGCAAGAAAUAACAACUCUCAAUCACCGCCAAACGCUGUGGUAGCUAAGGAUGGCUCUGGACAAUACAACACCAUUGCAGCUGCUCUUGCUGCGUAUCCUAAGAACCUUAAAGGUAGAUACGUCAUAUAUGUGAAGGCCGGAAUUUAUGAUGAAUACAUAACCGUUGCAAAAGAUCAAGUCAACAUAUUCAUGUACGGAGAUGGACCUCGAAAGACAAUAGUCACAGGAAAAAAAUGCAACCGUGAUGGCGUCACUACUUACCAGAGUGCUUCCUUCAGUGCCGCUGGAAACGGAUUUAUAGCCAAGUCUCUGGGAUUUCAAAACACAGCAGGACCUGAGGGGCACCAGGCGGUAGCCCUUCGUGUCCAAUCAGAUAUGUCUGCCUUCUACAACUGCAGAAUGGAUGGAUAUCAAGACACUUUGUAUGCUCAAACACAUCGACAAUUUUAUCGCAAUUGUGUGGUGUCAGGCACAGUUGAUUUCAUCUUUGGUGACGCAGCAGCUAUCCUCCAGAACUGCUUAAUUAUUGCAAGGAAGCCAAUGGACAAUCAACAAAAUACAGUGACAGCUCAAGGAAGAAGUAAUGUUCGGGAGACCACAGGUUUAAUAAUGCAGAACUGCCGCAUUGUUCCCGAGCAAUUACUGGAACCUGUGCGUUUCAACAUUCCUACCUACUUGGGACGGCCAUGGAAGAUGUACUCAAGAAGUGUGAUCAUGGAAUCAACUUUGGCAGAUUUCAUUCAACCUGCAGGUUGGAUGCCCUGGUCUGGAAACUUUGCCCUUGACACAUGUUACUAUGCUGAGUAUGGAAACCGAGGUCCAGGAGCCAAUACCAACAAUAGAGUCAAAUGGAAGGGAUUCAAAGUCAUCACAGACAGAAACGAAGCCCUUCAGUUUACAACUGCUCCAUUUAUUCAAGGAAACCAAUGGUUGGGAUCCACUGGUUCCCCAUACUACCUUGGGCUGAAAAACUAGGUGACAAUGACAUGGAGUAGAGCAGUAGAGAGAAGGAACCACAUCACCAAUAAAAUCAUAGAGAGCCAGCCAGCAAGGUUCUAAUUUUAUACUAGUAUGUAAGUUUUCCUGCUUUUUGAAGUAAAGGCAGCUACGAGGGUGAGAGGAUGGACCUAAACUGCCAUCCCAACCUUUACCUGAACUUGAUUAGUUCAAGAAUCAACCUACUAUACCUUGUCACAGUAUCCAUACUCGUUAAACAUUGUCCUUUUUUUGGUUUCUUUGAAUCGGGCAUGCUAUUAGUGUA